AUGACUAUUGUCAUUGAGAGACAGAAACAGAGUAUGACCGAAAGGAGGAAACCUCAUCCAUAUCUCCAAGGAAACUUCGCACCGAUUCAUCGAGUACUACCUCUCACGUCUUGUCCCUACGAUGGCGAGAUCCCAAAAGAGCUUGCUGGCGGCGAGUAUGUGAGGAAUGGAGGAAAUCCAGUGUCGAAUGAGGAUCUUGGACGAGAUGCGCAUUGGUUUGACGGCGAUGGAAUGUUGAGUGGUGUGGCAUUUCGACGAAAGUUAGAUGGAUCGAUCGAGCCUCAAUUCGUGAACCAGUAUAUCCUCACGGACGCCUACCUGUCAACUGUCACAACGCCCUCUUUACGAUUACCUGUUCUACCAAGCAUUGCAACACUUGUGAACCCGGCAUCUUCACUGGUGAAGAUCAUCAUACGCAUCUUUCGAACGAUCUUCCUCGUCAUCAUUUCACAUCUUCCAGGUUCGCAGUACGCAAUCAAGAAGAUCAGCGUCGCCAAUACUGGAAUUUUGUAUCACGAUGGAAGGGCAUUGGCGACCUGCGAAAGUGGUCCACCGAUCAGAGUCAGUCUGCCAGGCCUAGAGACGAUUGGAUGGUUCGAUGGAAGAAGGGCAGAAGGAGAGACCAUUUCAGAGCAUAUUGAAGGGGAAGGGUUUGGUGGAGAUGGACUGAUGAGUUUCAUGAAGGAAUGGACCACAGCUCAUCCUCGAGUCGACCCAAUUACGAAGGAUCUAAUACUUUUCCAUUCGACUUUUUUCGCACCAUUUGUUAAUUAUUCGAUUAUACCCAGUACGCAAAACUCAUCUGUUCCACGACCUCGCCUGAUUAAUGCUGCUCUUCCGGGCGUCAAGUCUCCUAAGAUGAUGCAUGAUUUCGGAGUUUCUUUUUCACAUACUGUCAUAAUGGAUCUGCCUUUGUCGCUGGACCCAAGGAAUCUUGCACGGAACUUACCCGUUGUUAAUUAUGACCCGAAUGGCCGGUCCAGAUUCGGUGUGCUUCCAAGGUGGAAACCAGAGGAUGUCAGAUGGUUCGAGACAAAUCCUUGUUGCAUAUUUCAUACUGCGAAUACUUGGGAUGAGAUGGUUCUCAAUCCUUUCACAAAGAAGCAUGAGGUUGCAGCAGUAAACAUGCUGGCAUGUCGUUUGACCAGUUCAUCCUUAGUGUUUAGUGCUGGAGACAUUGCAGCUCCAGUACCUUUACCAACAUCCAAACUUCUCUAUCCACAAGAAGAAGACCAAUGUCGACUAUACUACUACCGAUUCUCCCUGCUUCCCGGCUCAAACACCAUCACCCACCAAUUCUCCCUCUCCUCCAUCCCAUUCGAAUUUCCAUCCAUCCGAGACGACGUCUCCAUGGGCAAAGCCCGCUACAUCUACGGCUGUUCCGUCUCCGACAGCUCAUUCGGCGCCGCCCUCGGUCGAGCCGUCAAAAUCGACUCCCUAGUAAAAAUCGACUCCCUGGCUCUCAUCGCCAAAGCCACACUCGAUCCACCAACUCCCAUAGUAGGAUGCGUCGACACCCGCGGCGUCCCUGAAAUCCUAGCCUCAUCCGACCCCAACGACCCGAUCAAGAUCUUCAAACUCCCGCCCGGAAUUUACGCGCAGGAAUCACAGUUCGUGGCGCGCGAGAACGGGGAAUCAGAGGAUGAUGGAUGGAUUCUCGCGUAUGUGUUUGAUGAAUCACAGUUAGAUGCAUACGGCGAAGCGACUUCGGCCUCGAAGAGCGAGUUGUGGGUUAUCGAUGCGAGGGAGAUGAGGGAGGUAGCUUGUAAAGUUAAAUUACCGCAGCGUGUGCCGUAUGGGUUGCAUGGGAAUUGGUUUUCGGAAAAGGAGAUUUUGGGACAGCGGGGUGUGGAGAGUGUGAGGAGUUUGCCUGUUGCGAAGGGGAAGGUGAUGGAGGAGAAGGAGGAGGGGAGUGUGUGGUGGGAUGCGUGGAUGGGGAUGAGGAGGUGGGCGCUUGAUGUUGUUGGGUAG
This is a messenger RNA of Glarea lozoyensis ATCC 20868, 1971 nucleotides long. RefSeq lists its product as uncharacterized. The transcript has a single exon. Gene Ontology annotation, biological process: carotene catabolic process. The coding region runs from base 1 to 1971 and encodes 656 amino acids. Lineage: Eukaryota; Fungi; Ascomycota; Leotiomycetes; Helotiales; Helotiaceae. Gene Ontology annotation, molecular function: carotenoid dioxygenase activity. The record is from RefSeq and is a predicted model, not a curated record.